AUGGUGCGCGUCGUGAUGCCUAUCAUCCCGACGCCUGAGUCGCUGUGCCCGCCGCGCGCGCCGACGGUCUACGAGGAGCUCCUGCGUCGUGCGAACGUGGAGGACGUGAACUACCUCACGACUCUGCGGGAGAAGGCAGACGAGAUUCUGCCGAUUCUUUUCGACAUCGCGAAGGAACAGGGCCGCGAAAUCUCCCCCGCGAUGACCUUCAAACCCCAGCAGUUUGAGCAGCUCAAGCGGCUUCACGAGGCCUACCUGCGUGGCGAACUGCAGGAUCAGCUGCAGCGAGAGAAAGAGAACGACACAGAGCGCGUCGCGGGUCAGGAAUUCCUCAGCGGUCCUGAGCCUGCGGUCGACCCCCCCGAGAGCCUCGAGGACGCGCGCCUCGCCCGCAUCGUCGCGAAGCACGCGGGAAAGCAGAAAACGCGGCAAGUGAUUCCGGUGCACAGAGCUCCAGUUCCGCCAGCGUUCCAUCUCAUCGACGACCUGUACGGGCCCAUAUAUGACAAAAAAGUUCUCCUCAAACAGGUCCACUACUUUUUGAAACAAGGCAACUACGAAGCCGUGCGGAAAGUUAUUCGCGAGAACCGCUUCGUGUUGUGCAUCGAGGACGCCAAGAAACUGCUCCAGUUCGCUGCCACCGUCAUCGAAGAGAAGGAGAAAGCAGUCCUCCAGCAGCGCAUUGAGGCCACGUGGAACGCCUAUCGCGGCGCGCUCCCCGAGUCCUUCUCUGAUCAGGACGCGCAAGACAUCCAGGCGCAGCUGGACCGCCUCUCCUCUUCGGGCCCGGGGCCCGCGGGGGCGCGAGACCCCGAGGGCGGGGCCGAGAAGGAGACCCGGGCAGCGACCCUCAGAGACAAGAGAGAGCGGCAGGCAGACAGGCGAAAGCGCCGGGAAGCGGAGGCCGCUGUGAAAACCCAAGCGAAUCUGCUCAAGCGACUGUACGAGAAGACGGCAGCAGAGAUCCGCGGCCUGCAGCAAGAGGCAGGGUUGCGCGUGCGCGCCCUGUAUCACUCUAUCCACAAGGCGCUUUGGGAGCAUGGCGCUCUCAAGCCUUAUGACAAACGGCCUAGGAAGAACCAGCAGAGAGCCACGGUGGAAGUUGAGGAUGUAUCGCCGUACCUCAAGCCGCCGCCAGAUGCGACGCGCUUGGAGCGUCUCGAAGCGACAGAGGCCUUCGCGCGGGCUGUGAACAGCGAGGACUGGAUGGAGGCCUGCAAGAUUCUUCGCACUAAAACACGACUGCUCAUGUUCAAGAGUCGCCACAAGCUCUUAGCCAAGUUUUUGGAGCUGUAUCAGGUCGUGCAUGCGAAGUCAGUGAAGAACUAUCCGCCUGGGAGAGAUCGCCACGACACAGGAGACGCGCCCACAGACUCCGCCGGAGCCCAAGGGGGCCAGGAACCCGCGCAGGGGCACGACCCAGGCCCCGCAGCGGAGACCGUGCAGAGUGAGGGCGAAGGGUCUACUGAAGGCAGGGGCGACGCCGGGAAGCGCCGACGGCUGACCCGCAGGGAGAAAAACGCGCUUCGGCGCAACUUCAAAAAACCCCCCGUGGGAGGCCCCUACACGGACAAGCAGCUGAACUUCUUUCGAAAAGUUUGGUGGACUACCCUCAGAAGGCCGCAGGUGGUCAUGAAGCUCAUGGAGCCUGUCGCCGAGUGGGAUGACGAAGAGGCGAAGAAACUGUACAGAGUUCAGCUCGCCGAGUACCGAGAAAAGAAACGACAGGAAAACAUUCAGUUCUGGCGCGAUCGAGGCAUUGAUCUGACGAAGUACACAAUGGACUUUAGCGACGCCAAGGGCCUUGACUGGCUCCGCCAGAAACAAGCUGAAGGGGCACUUGACGCCCCACCACCGACGCUGUGCAAGACCAAGAAGGAGCUGGAAGAGGAAAAGAAAGUCCAGGAAAGGAGUAAAGAGGCCACCUCAGAAGACAACAAGCAGGCCGGCGAUGAGACUCCAGUGACGCCGGAGGAUCAAUCUCAGCAGCAAGAGACGCUUUCAACAGAGUAG
Messenger RNA from Besnoitia besnoiti, 2013 nucleotides. RefSeq lists its product as uncharacterized. The transcript has 6 exons. Bases 1 to 2013 code for a protein of 670 amino acids. NCBI's taxonomy places the organism in Eukaryota, Apicomplexa, Conoidasida, Eucoccidiorida, Sarcocystidae. The record is from RefSeq and is a predicted model, not a curated record.